Molecule: messenger RNA, 840 nt
Organism: Adineta ricciae
Lineage: Eukaryota; Metazoa; Rotifera; Eurotatoria; Adinetida; Adinetidae
Source: the annotation of a GenBank genome assembly
AUGUUAAGAAUCACGAACGUCGAUCACAAACCAAUACGACUUCCGCCAGUUUAUGGAUUUCACUCACAUCCACUUCUUCCACUUGGCCAAGCGCUCGAGCCUAUCUUAGACAAAAUUGAUUGUUUGAAUGAAUUCAUUCGCAUUGCGAGGGCUGAGUGCCAUUUUCCUUCGGAACAUGGCCUUACACGCGAAGAAUCAGCGGCUAUUUAUAUAUAUACAAUGGAAUGGGGCGAGCUCAGUCUUUACAAUCUACUCAACACAGCACUGCGUAUCAAAGAUCGAUCUACACUACGACCAUGGUACGGGUAUCUUAAACUAUUCUAUACUGCUCUUAAAAAGUUACCCGAUGAAAAGAGCAAUCUAUGGCGCGGGGUAAACCUGGAUAUCAGCGAGAACUUUAAAGAUGGCGAAAUAAUAACUUGGUGGACUGUGAGUUCGUGUUCAUCAAGUGUAGACGUGGUUAGUCAAUUUCUCGGAGGAGAAGCUGCGACACUGUUGAUGAUCGAAGCAAAGAAAGGAAAAAGCAUCGUUGCGUACAGUAGUUUCGCAGAUGAAAAAGAAGUCAUUCUUACAUUAGGUACUCGACUUCGUGUGAAAAGCAAUGCUUUGAAACAUUUGUUGUUGAACGUUGUUCAUCUGGAAGAAGUCACCACUGAUAUGGAAGAAGAGAGUGCAGUAUCACGUGUAAUUUCGAACGAAGACAUGCUGGCAAAAGUCAUGGAUGAUAAGCAAUGCUCGAAUAUAAAACUACCCGAUGCAGAAACAUCUCUUGACGCUGAAUUGAGCACAUACAAAGUUGAAAACUAUCCAAACGGUGAUCGUUAUGAAGUAAUUGUUUAA